Vespula vulgaris is the source of this 1725-nucleotide messenger RNA. RefSeq names its product protein I'm not dead yet-like. Gene Ontology annotation, molecular function: citrate transmembrane transporter activity; succinate transmembrane transporter activity. Gene Ontology annotation, cellular component: membrane. Gene Ontology annotation, biological process: citrate transport; monoatomic anion transmembrane transport. Bases 1 to 1725 code for a protein of 574 amino acids. The record is from RefSeq and is a predicted model, not a curated record. The transcript is spliced from 8 exons. Lineage: Eukaryota; Metazoa; Arthropoda; Insecta; Hymenoptera; Vespidae.
AUGGCUGACGAAGAUACAGAAAGACGAGAAAAAGUUAAUUAUGGAAGAUUAACACUCAUCUUCUUGGGAACCUAUUGGAAAAUAUUGUUUGCCAUUCUCUGGCCUCUACUUCUAUUACCACCUUUAAUAAUUUAUAAUUAUAUGGAAGUUAGAUGUGCUUUCGUUGUAUUGAUAAUGGCUGGAUAUUGGAUAACAGAAGUAUUUCCCAUGGCAAUCACCUCACUAAUACCUAUUGUACUUUUCCCCUGUUUUGGUAUACUUAAUACAGCCGAAACAUGUUCCUGUUACAUGAACGAUACGAUAAUGGUCUUCAUAGGUGGCUUAAUACUCGCCGUAGCCAUCGAACAUUGCAACCUGCAUCUUAGGAUUGCCCUUGGAGUUAUGAAAAUAGUCGGUUGUAGUCAUAGUCGACUACUUGCUAGUCUUUGCGUAGUCACCACCUUUAUAUCCAUGUGGGUUUCAAACACAGCCGCGACGGCUAUGAUGUUACCGAUUAUCUUCGCUGUUCUUAGAGAAUUAGAGGAGGUCUGUGACUUCUUGAUCUUACCAAUGGUAUAUAUAUUGGUAAAUUUAUUAUCGUUGAUACUACUUCUCAGGCUGGAUUUGGUAGGAUGUUCUACAAUAAAACCAACAAAGAUCACUAUGAGCUAUCUUCUAAUAACCGCAUAUUCUGCUACUUUUGGUGGAACGGGAACUCUCGUUGGUACCGGAACAAAUCUUACAUUCAAAGGAAUUUAUGAGAGUACCUUCCCUAUGACCGAUGGAAUCAAUUUCACCGCUUGGAUGAUAGCUUCGUUUCCACAAAUGGUCCUUAAUUCUUUUUGCACCUGGCUCUACGUCCGAAUAGCUUUUUUGGGAUAUUUAAGACCAAAGAGUAAAGAUGCCUUGGCAGCUACAAUAGGCAAAGAAGGCGAAAUAAUUGCAAACAAUGUCGUAAAGGAGCGAUAUUCAAAUCUAGGUCCCAUCUCGUUUCACGAAAUAGGCGUUGCUUUACUGUUUAUAAUGUGUAUUUUCUUAUGGAUAUUUAGAAAACCUGGUUUCAUCAUUGGAUGGUCCGAAUAUAUAACAGAUAUAGAAGUAAAGGAUUCGACACCAGUUAUAUUUGCUUCAAUUCUUAUGUUCUUCAUACCAAAAUAUCCUGCUUUUAUUCAUUCCUGGAGCAAAGAUCCUACAAAAAGACCAAUCAAAUCAUCGGAAGGCUUGAUAACUUGGAAAGUCAUUGAAAGUAAAAUGCCAUGGAGCUUAAUGUUUCUACUAGGUGGUGGCUUUGCAAUUUCGAAAGGAAGUGUUCAUUCUUCCUUAGCCAGACUAAUCGGUCAAUCUCUUACACCACUUAAAACUUUACCACCUAUUAUUAUAAUGGCAUGCAUCUGUUUUUUCGUGGGUAUGAUUACAGAAUUUACAUCGAACGUGGGUAUCGCCAAUAUAACAUUGCCAGUUAUUGCUCAAAUGAGUAUAGCCAUGGAAUUACAUCCUAUGUAUUUAAUGGUACCAGCUACGUUAAUGUGCUCAUUUUCAUUUCGUCUACCAGUUGGUACCCCACCAAAUGCUCUCAUAACAGUCGCAGGUCAUAUUCCAACUAAAUGGUUGAUGCUCGCAGGAUGUGUACCUUCUCUUUACAGUUUAUUAAUACAAGUACUUUUAUUCCCAAUAUGGGGCGUCUAUAUAUACGAUAUUUACGAAUUUCCUGAUUGGGCUAGGCAACCACAAGAAGAAGAGAAUUGA